AGAAAGAAGAAGGAGAAAGAAGAAUGAGAAGAAGACGAGAUAGGAGGUUUGCUAUUUUGUAUAAAUAGUUCUCCUCCUUUUUCUAUUUUUAAAAUCCCUAAUGUACAUAUACAAAUAUAAUCGAUUUUGAAAUGGAUGAAGAAAAUUGAUAUAGAAGAGGGUAGAGUGAAUUUUUUGUUCUUAAAUUUUGUAGUCAAAAUUCUUUUCUCAAACUCCUUCCGUCAAUAGUCAAAACCCUAUUCACCUGUCAGUUUCCAAUUGAAUUUUCCAUUGAGGGGGGACAGAGCUACACGGAGGAAGUUAAUGACGCCCAACUGAAGAAAAGAAAAAUCGCCAUAGAUGAGAAGGACAAGGAUAUACCCUUCUCCGAAUUGGGUUUCUAAAGCACAUGGCGGAAGGGUUACACAUUUCUCUCUCACCCUUUGCUCUGUUUCUCAUGACGAGGUUUUUGUUUUACAACAUUCUCAUAUGAAUCCAUUCACCACUCCCUCAUGGCUUCUUCCUCAAUCUUCUUCUCCUCCUUUUCUUUCGUUCUUGUUCUUCUCCUUGGGGUUCUCAUUUCUCCAGGUUUCAACCGAUUAGUUGGAUUGAAGUUGGGAAAUAUGGCGAUGGCGAUGACGAUUGAAGAUGAAGAUUCUAUGGCUCUUUUACCAUUUGGAGGAUCAGCAUCUAGUGUUGGACGCUUCAUCCGACUUCCUCAAUGCGGUGGCCCUCGCCGGACAGAAUCCAUUGGUGUUUGCUAUUCAAGCGCAGGCAACAAUUUACCAGAUGCCAGAGAAGUAGUACAACUAUACAAAAACAACAGCAUAAAAAAGAUGAGGAUCUAUAAUCCCGACACAACUAUAUUAAACGCUCUUCGAGGAUCGAACAUUGAAGUCAUUGUAGGCAUUCCAAACACUUACAUCGAACACAUUGUUAAUCUUUCUUCUGCAGCAAACUGGGUCCAAAAGAACAUUCAAGCCUAUGUGCCAUAUGUCAAUUUCCGAUACAUUGCAGUUGGAAAUGAGGUGAAGCCACCCGAUGCCAUUGCGCAAUAUGUUUUACCAGCCAUGAGUAGCAUUUAUAGUGCAAUUUCAGCAGCCAAUUUACAAGAUCAAAUAAAGGUUUCCACAGUAAUAUCCAUGAGCUUCUUGUCGAACUCCUCCUUUCCUCCAUCUAAUGGCUCAUUUAGUUCAGAGGCAGGUGGAUUUAUGGAACCAAUUAUCAAGUUUCUGGCUAAGAAUGGCUCACCACUUCUUGCUAAUGUGUAUCCCUACUUUGUUUACACUGAGAUCAAUCAAACCAUCAGCCUUGACUAUGCUUUGUUCAUGCAAUCGCCUGCUCUUGUGAUUAGUGAUGGAAAUUUUAAGUACAACAGUCUUUUUGAAUCAAUGGUUGAUGCUCUUUAUGUAGCACUUGAGAAGUUGGGUGGAGCCAAAGUGUCGAUUGUGAUAUCGGAGAGCGGUUGGCCAUCAGGUGGAGGCAACGGUGCAACAAUUGAGAAUGCAGGUACGUACUAUAGAAAUUUGAUUAGCUUUGUUCGGAAUGGGACGCCGAGGAGGCCGAGAAGAGCUAUUGAAACGUAUUUGUUUGCUAUGUUUGAUGAGAACUUGAAGUCUCUUGAAAUGGAGAAACAUUUUGGUUUAUUCACACCUGAUAAGAAAUCAAAAUACCAACUUAGUUUUAGUUAAGUAAAGGGUGUACGAAUAUACAUAGCUUAUAAUUAAAAUAAAUCAAUAUAUAUAUAUAUUCAUUCACUUCUCA
Messenger RNA from Cucumis sativus (cucumber), 1743 nucleotides. RefSeq names its product glucan endo-1,3-beta-glucosidase. Bases 492 to 1670 code for a protein of 392 amino acids. The transcript has 3 exons. Gene Ontology annotation, cellular component: plasma membrane. Gene Ontology annotation, molecular function: hydrolase activity, hydrolyzing O-glycosyl compounds. Gene Ontology annotation, biological process: carbohydrate metabolic process. Lineage: Eukaryota; Viridiplantae; Streptophyta; Magnoliopsida; Cucurbitales; Cucurbitaceae. The record is from RefSeq and is a predicted model, not a curated record.